UUCAUUCUUCGUUUUUAGCUCCACCGGCAUUGAAGCCCCGCUGUAUUUGCAGGGUUAAACUUAACAGCAAACCGGUCCAUCCCUCGCCGAUCGUACAAUCCCCCAUCUCAGUCGAUCUCGGAGUCUCAGACCCUGAGUUCCUCUCUCUUCCUUCUGUAUCUCUGCGUCAUCUCAUCUAUUUAUAUAUUGAUCUAGGGUUUAUAUUAGAUCCGAACAGGACGUAAAUUCUUCCAUAAUGUCUGUCUUAAUUCAAAUAUAAGUAUCCGAUGGCGAUAACCAUUGAGAGCUCGAUUUGGGAACCAAGUCCAUUCAUAUACCUUUUCCUCUUCCUCUCUUGCUGCUUCUCGAUCUUUCUUUUCCCUCAUUUCUCCAUUUCAAGCAGAACAUCUUCAGUCUUCGACCAUGGAAUCGCUUCCUCGUUUCUUCGUUUUCAACGGAAGUUCCUCCUUCUCUAUUCUCUAUCUUCAGUGAUGGAAGGCUUGUGGUUCGCGUUUGGCGAGUUCGAGUUAGCUUCUUAUGGAGUUGGCAGGGAGCAGAUGAUUAUAUCUCUGUGUUUUAGAUAUGCAGCGUCUCUCUUUGCUAGUCCUUUUCUUGGCGUGAUUUCAGACUUGGUAGGUCACAGGAAAGUAUGCCUAUUUUUUGGCAUCCUACACUUUUUUGUUGCCAUAUGUAAGAGGGUCUCUGAGUAUCCAAGCUUUUUUGUCACUGGAAUUUGUCUCUCUCUUGCCAACACGAUAUUUUCAUUCAGUUUUGAGAGUUGGAUGGUCACUUUGCAUGAAAAGCAGCAAGGGCACAGGCAAGAUUCUCUUAAUGACACAUUUUGGUUAAUGGUUUUCUUUGAGUCUGCUUGUUUUAUUGCCAGCCAAAUGUUUGGAAAUUGGCUAAUUGGUGGUAAUUUCGAGAAAAAAACUGCUCCUUCCACUGCAGCCAUCUUCCUUGCAACAGCAUGUAUCACUUUUCUUUCCCGAGGAUGGGCAGAAAAUCAACAAGCAAUAUCUUUUAAGGACUAUAGUAUGUCCUUCUAUGCAUAUAUAUUAAGUGAUAAAAGGAUAUGGCUUUUGGGAUGGGCACAAGCUUGCCUUCACUUCUCCAUUGGAAUUUUUUGGAUCCUCUGGGCGCCUACAGUAGUGGCUGAUGGGCGAGAAGUGCAUCUAGGAUUGAUUUAUCCAUGCUUUCUGGGCUCAAGAAUGCUAGGAAGCACUAUAUUUCCUUGGCUGACAAGUGGACCUUUACCUAUUAGGACUGAGGACUGCCUAGUAUAUGCAUACAUCAUACUAGGUCUUGUCCUGUCUAUUAUAGCUUACGAUUAUCAGGAAAUUGGAGUUCUAGUGACGCUUUUUAUCCUGUUUCAUGCUUGUGUCGGGCUCAUAUUACCAUCACUCGCCAGAUUGAGGACCAUGUAUGUGCCUAAUGAGUUGCGUGGAGGGAUGAUGGGCCUUUCUCUUGCCCCUGCUAAUGCAGCAAUGCUGCUUUCAUUGGUGCAAGGUGGCUACAAUCGAAAUGCUGGGAAUGCGUCAUUGAUGGCAUUUGGUGUGUUGGGACUAUUGACUGCAGCUGCUUCCAUGCAUGCCUUGAAGCAAUGUGGGAAGCAACCAUAUAAUAACUGGCGUAAACAGUGAAUACAUACUGCUGCUUUGGAAGACUUAGGAAAACUUGAUGAAAGUGAAUAACGGUUAAAGUCUUAAAGAUGUUGGCCUUGGCUGAUGCCAAAGCAUGCACAAGGCGAAAUAAAUUUCAGAAAGCGGAUAUCAUGCCCAAUGAGUACCGAGUGCAGAAGGAACUGACUUUGUAGUAGUGUCUGUAAGGACCAAAAGAGAGGCUGAACAAGAAAAUAUCUCAGUUUAAUUCUCUCUUUGAACUCCUAGUCCAUGAGAUGAAGUUCGCUUUUUUGAAUGCAUCAGCUUUACCGAAGUCAUGCGGGCCUAACAGGUGUGUGUUUGUACUGUUAUGCUGUAGCCUGCAUCCUUUUGGAGUAAAUACAUUUGGUUUUGCUUCUGGAGAUCUGGCCAGCCACACAAGUGUCUGGAGCGGAUGACAUGCAGAUAUGCAAGUGCUUUUGGGAGUGCACUGCACCUAGAGUUCAGGAGGUGGAAACUAAUAUCCAAGUUCAAGCAUGUUAUUCAUUAGAUGAAGAUACCAUUUAGGCACCGCGAUUUAAUCAUCCUGUUCUUGAUCUCUUAUCCACUUUGUAGCCACCCAUUUCUCCCCUUUUAUCACUGGGCAGCUUCCAUGGAGUGAUGUCUGCCAAAGUAUUCAUGAGAAAUCGUAAAGAACGCAAGAAAAGCGACAUUGUUAGGUAAUUAUGUGACUUGUAUGCAGUGCUCAUAAAAAAGUCUCUGCGCGAGUAAGAGUGUGUAUCUUUCUCUAUUUUCAAAUUUAUACUAGGAUUUUUCUUAUUAACCAAAUAAACGCAUACAAAAUUUCUAAUCUUUUCUGUUUA
Prosopis cineraria is the source of this 2440-nucleotide messenger RNA. RefSeq lists its product as uncharacterized. Gene Ontology annotation, cellular component: membrane. Gene Ontology annotation, biological process: molybdate ion transport. The record is from RefSeq and is a predicted model, not a curated record. Gene Ontology annotation, molecular function: molybdate ion transmembrane transporter activity. The transcript has 10 exons. Lineage: Eukaryota; Viridiplantae; Streptophyta; Magnoliopsida; Fabales; Fabaceae. Bases 267 to 1619 code for a protein of 450 amino acids.